Messenger RNA from Sander lucioperca (pikeperch), 974 nucleotides. Its product is annotated as methylcytosine dioxygenase tet3-A-like. Gene Ontology annotation, molecular function: methyl-CpG binding; zinc ion binding. Gene Ontology annotation, cellular component: nucleus. The transcript is spliced from 3 exons. Lineage: Eukaryota; Metazoa; Chordata; Actinopteri; Perciformes; Percidae. The record is from RefSeq and is a predicted model, not a curated record. The coding region runs from base 486 to 974 and encodes 162 amino acids.
GCCAGGCUGCGCAGACACCGCCAUGACUCCCCAGGCUCCAGCUACGCCGCCACGGUGGCGGUCCGCCAACCAUCACAACGGGUAGCUGGGAAAGAUGGACUCCAUACUGCAAGUUACAACCAGGAUUCUCCAGGGCCACCAACGGGUGAACAAUACCACAGUAGAAUAAUUAAGCUAUGCCUGGAGGACUCCGACUAGAAAACAAGAUUACAUUAAGCUAACGUUUUUUGGCCAAGGGGAUUUAGGCUUUCUCCAGAUGGUUUAAUAUCGAGAUAGACAAAGUCAACAGCACAGACUGAUCCAAGACAAGUUAUCUUCCUGCCAAACUUUGAUUUUAAGACCAUACAAACUUGCAGCCAAAUAUUUAUGGUUCGUUUGAAUGGUGUUGAUUUUAAACUCCACUUUUUAAACUUCACUGUGUUCAUCCGUGUUUUUAUAGUCUCGUUAUUUAAGAGACAACGUAGACAUAAGUGAGGACGGCCACCAUGCCCAGGCCAACGGCAGGGCCUGGCGUGCCAUCUGAGGACAUUUAUGAAUUCUCAAUGGACGAAAAGGAGGCUCAGUCUCUCCACUUGCACAGAAAAUCUUUAGAGAAGACGUCUCCUCUGAGCAAAUAUAUUGAGACUGAACACCAGCAAGCGGGGCUCUUCUCUCUGUCUCCCUUCUAUGCCUCCGUGGACCCCACUGUUGACCUCCAGAAGAAAAAGAGGAAGAAAUGUGGCGACUGCACUCCCUGCCUCCGCAAAGAGAACUGCCGUUCCUGCGCAAACUGUCUGAACCGCAAGACGGGCAAGCAGAUCUGCAAACUGCGCAAAUGUGAACAGCUGAAGAAGAGACGGAAUGAGUGGGAGGUGAGCGAGGUGGAAUAUUUUGAAGACAACCGACGAGGCUGCUUGGGAAACCCUGACCUGGCAGCUGAGCUGUUGGUUCGUCAGCGCCAUGAGGCUCUUGUGAGGUGUAAAUGUGGUGGUUAG